CCAGAACCAAGGAAAUGCACAAUGACCGAGUUCCUGGAUGAAAAUAAUGCCUGUGGGCAGAAUCUGCUGAAUAUAGUAUCUGUGGGUAAUUCUAUUAUAGCGGAAAUCCUGCGUCUCAAGGACUAUGUGCCCAGUAUUUAUAGAUUGGACAACAAGGCAGAUAAGGCGAAAUAUGGCGAGAUAAUCCUCGAUUUCAGCUACUUCAAAGUGGCCGAGGAUCACGAGAAGAAGAUCGAACAGAGUCCGGAACUGACCGAACUGGAUGACGAGGCGCGUGCCCAGCUUCCGCUGAUCAACCGAUUUUACCUGGCCUUCCAGAGCAUCCACCACUAUGCCUCCGAUCUCAAGCAAUUCAUCGAUGAGCUAAACACGGGCUACUACAUCCAGCAGACACUGGAGACGGUGCUCCAGGAGGAGGAGGGUCGCCAGCUGCUCUGUGAAUCCCUCUACCUGUUCGGUGUGAUUCUGCUCCUCCUCGAUUUCCAUUUGCCGGGAGAUGUUCGGGAACGUCUGCUGAUCGCCUACUAUCGUUAUAGUGGCGGUGAUGCCACGCCCAGCGGGGAUGAGAGCAAUAUCCACGAUGUCUGCCUGCUCCUCCGCUCCACGGGCUAUGUUCAUCCUGAAGAGGCUUCUAAAGUGCUCAGUUUGGGUGGCAAACAGGCGGCUGCUGCAGCUGCCAGCCUGGUGGUUCCCCGAUAUCCGGAGGCCUACUUCUCUCGCUUCCCUUUUGACGAAAACUUUGUGGACCUUGUGGUGGCCCGCCUGCGGUGCGAUGAUAUCUACAACCAGCUGACCCUGUAUCCACAUCCUGCCCAUCGAUCCACUGCCCUCUCUACUCAGGCUGCCAUGCUGUAUGUUUGCCUGUACUUCUGCCCGAAAGUUCUCCACACCCAAGGCUCCCAGAUGCGUGAGAUUGUGGACAAGUUCUUCUGCGACAACUGGACUAUAUCCGUGUACAUGGGCAUUACUGUUAACCUGGUGGAUGCCUGGUUGGACUUCAAAGCCGCCCGAUCUGCCAUAGAAAAUGUUACAAGUCCAGCGGGGAUUAAAGCUCUUUGUCAGCAGCAAAAGGAGCAGUUGGAAAAGAUAAUGCUAAAGACGCAGGAAAUUGUUCGCGAGGGCGUGCUGAGUGAUGACUUUGUUUUGGAGCACGCCAACAAAAUCAUACUGAUGAUGAGGCAAUCGAAUGUGCUGCUUCGUUGGUUCUGCCUCCACACCUCCAAGGAGGUUUUCGUCUUUGCCCACACAGCCACUGUGCCGGGACAAGUCCAAAGAACAUUGCUCCAGGAACUGCAAUUCGAUCGGAAUAUUCUAUACAACCUGUUGCUCAACUGCAGCCAAAUGGAGCUGAGUGUGAGGGAGUUCUUGACGGAGAUUCAGCAGAGCAAAGAGGAUCGCUGGACGAAAAGCAGGGAUGAGGCCAUGCAGAGGUUGAACGAGUUGAGUGAGGCCUUUGCGGGCUCUAGACCUCUGACCAAAAUCGAGCAGAAUACCCAGUUGCAGCAGUGGUUCAAGGAGGUGGCCGGCCGUCUGCAGAAACUGGAGUUGAGCAGGCCACAAAAGUCCGGCAGGCUGAUUAUUCAGGUGAUGCAGGCCUUGGAUGAGGUGCAGGAGUAUCACAAUCUGCAUUCAAACAUGCUGGUCAAGCAGCAGCUGCAGGAAACCCGGGAUAUGCUUAAUAGGAUGGCGCAGCUCAUCAACCUAAAAGAAGACAUCGAGAUCCACAUCCAGAUGAUCACCGACUUCAGUUACGCCUGGCAUCUUCUGCAGCGCGACUUUACGCCGCUCAUGCAGGAGCACAUCAAGCGACAGCCGCAGGCGGUGAUUGGCAUCCGGGCGGUGUUCCUCAAACUGGCCAGCACUUUGGAGGUGCCGCUGAUGCGGAUCAACCAGGCCAGAAGCGAGGAUCUGGCCUCCGUGUCCAAUUACUACAGCACGGAACUCGCGAACUUUCUGCGACGCGUCCUGCAAAUAGUUCCGGAAACUAUGUUUAGCAUUCUGGCAAGGAUUAUCUAUUUGCUGACGAAUGUGAUCAAGGAGUUUCCCACUCGAGUGGAAAAGGAGCGUUUAAAAGACUACGCCCAAUUCGAGGAGCGAGCCAAAGUGGCUCAGCUGACCAACUCAAUUGCUGUUUUCACCAAAGGAAUCCUCAUGAUGAAAACGACUCUAGUGGGAGUAAUUGAGUUAGAUCCCAAGCAACUACUGGAGGACGGGAUACGCAAGGAGCUGGUAAAUCACCUGGCCAAUGCCUACAAUCUGGGACUUAUCUUCACGCCCGAAAAAGGCAAAACGCCGGUGCAGCUGCUCCAGCAGAAGCUGCAAGCUUUGGCCAAAACAAUUGAGGGAUAUCGCAGAUCGUUUGAAUAUAUAGAAGACUACUUAAGAGUCCAGGGAUUGCGCAUUCUGCUUGAAGAAUCCCAGCGCAUCAUCAACUACAAUGUGGAGAAGGAGUGCAACGCUUUUCUGCGCAACAAAGUGCAGGAGUUUCAAUCGGAGCACCAAAGCCAGAUCAUUCCCAUCCCCAACUUUCCGCCGCUGGUCGGUGAUCCUUCGAACAACUUUAUUGGUCGCCUGGCCCACGAAAUCCUACGCUGCACGGAUCCCAAACAAACGAUUUUCCUGGACCUCAAGAGCACCUGGUAUGAGAAGAAAGCGCCGCACCAGGAAGUGCUGGCUGGAUCUGCUUUUUUUGGCAUUCUUCGCGAGGCUUUGGCUCCGGCGGGUAUGGUGGGAUUGGAACGCCUCUAUGCGCAUAUGUUGGCAGAUGAAUUGAAGCGUAAUGUUGAAAGGCUACAGCGAAACCUCACGUCGGAUCGCAUGUGGGUGGAUGCUCUGGCCAGUUUGACUAGAGAACUGGAGGCACGCGACUUCCCCUCACCCGAAGUGGCCAAGCAGCCAUUGAAGUACUACCAAGCUUACACUCAACGGUGGCUUAAAGUGUGGCCUACUCUUCUCGAGUGGGUGCUUUCCAUCGGACAGAAGCAGCUGCUGCGGCGAGAAAUUGCCGGAGAACUAAGCUUUAGCAGCAAGUGUGAUGCCAAGUUGCUAGAGAACACAGCUGAUACCCUAAAUAAGGCCCUUCUGCUGGAGCUCACGCUCAGCAAGGAUCUCUGUGAUGAGCAGGGAGUGUCCAUGCUGACUGAACUGCAUGAAACUCUCCUCUAUACCGGCAACUUUGAGCCCCUGGAGCAGGUCUUUCUCAUCACCAAGAACACUCAUAACAUGGCGCUGUUCCUGUUUCUCUUCACCGUCGCCCAUUUGGGUCGUCUGCAGCAUUCCACGAAUACCGACUGCCUGUUGCCAAAAUCAGCCAAAGAUAAUAUCGAUAAUGUGCCUUUCAUUGUGGGUCUAGUGACGAUCCUGCAACAGUUCCAUAGGAAUGUCAAGAUGUUGUAUAUAUCCUACAUGAGCCAGUAUGUGGUGACGGUUUCGGAGGCUCAGUUAUUGGACAAGGAAAUCCUGGGUCCCGAGGUCGUCACCGCCCUUCACUUCCUGCUAGCCUUUACUCGCAUCGCUCGAUUGCCGCUGCGAGUGCUGGAGCAGCGCAUUCCCAAUAUGAUACUCAGCGAGUACGAGUAUUUAGCCACACCUCUAAAAUAA
Messenger RNA from Drosophila takahashii, 3600 nucleotides. RefSeq names its product WASH complex subunit strump (gene Strump). Gene Ontology annotation, cellular component: WASH complex; endosome. NCBI's taxonomy places the organism in Eukaryota, Metazoa, Arthropoda, Insecta, Diptera, Drosophilidae. Gene Ontology annotation, biological process: endosome organization; regulation of actin nucleation; actin filament polymerization. The record is from RefSeq and is a predicted model, not a curated record.